Molecule: messenger RNA, 6223 nt
Organism: Pelobates cultripes (western spadefoot toad)
Lineage: Eukaryota; Metazoa; Chordata; Amphibia; Anura; Pelobatidae
Source: the annotation of a GenBank genome assembly
AUGACGUCACUGCGGCGGUAACCAGAAAAGCCGAUCCUGUCCGGAGCGCUGAGUGAGGAGCCGGCCGGACCCAGCGCCCUCUCUCUCCCCGGCCUUGCUAUAUGGGAGGCGGGCUGUGCCGGCAGCGCAGCGCUCACACUCCGGAGAGCCGGGGGAAGCAGCAGCGGCCGGCCAGGGACUGCUUCCUCCGCGGGCCGUGCAUGCUCUGCUUCAUCGUACAGCACAGCCAGCGGGACCCCCGAGCUCCCUGCCGCCCCCGAGCUCCCAGCCCGGCCUCCCCCGAGCUCCCUGCCGCCCGCCUGCUGCUCCCCGGCCUGCUGUGCCCAGGGCUGCUCAGGGGCCCCGGCCUGCUGUGCCCAGUGUCCCCCCCGCAGGCAGACAUGGUGUGCAAGAGGAAGAACAGCGGCGAUGGGCCGCAGCGACCCUGCAAGCUCCCCCGCAGCGCCACGUCCGAGGAGCCCCCCGGCGUCCUGAGAGCUGAGGGCCAAGAUGGAGGUGUACCGGCCGCCACCGCUCGAGAUGGCUCGCAGGACGAAGACUGCCCGGCCGCACAGCCUCAAAACGCAGGCACCUCCGCAGGUCUUCUGCCUCGAGAGCAUGGCGCUACAGCUGUACGGUCGCAGGAGGAUGGCGCCCUGGCUGUACGGUCGCAGGAGGAUGGCGCCCUGGCUGUACGGUCGCAGGAGGAUGGCGCCCUGGCUGUACGGUCGCAGGAGGAUGGCGCCCUGGCUGUACGGUCGCAGGAGGAUGGCGCCCUGGCUGUACGGUCGCAGGAGGAUGGCGCCCUGGCUGUACGGUCGCAGGAGGAGGGCGCCCUGGCUGUACGGUCGCAGGAGGAUGGCGCCCUGGCUGUACGGUCGCAGGAGGAUGGCGCCCUGGCUGUACGGUCGCAGGAGGAUGGCGCCCUGGCUGUACGGUCGCAGGAGGAUGGCGCCCUGGCUGUACGGUCGCAGGAUGAAGAUUCUUUGGCUGUGCCGUACCAAACUUGCGACCCCUCAGCUGUACUCUCGACUUUACAGUCGCAAGACAUAAGCCCAUACACUGUUGAGCCCCAGUGCCGUAGGGUCCUAACCACACAGUCUCAGGAGAACUGCACCUCAGGGCCAGAGCUCAAGCCCCAGGACAGCUGCAUCCCAGAGCCUAAGCCCAAGACCCAGGAGGAGGAGACUGAUCAGUUUCAUAUUCACCAGUUGCCCUCAUCCAUUCUGCUUAAGGUGAGGCGGACUGUCGAGAACGUUAAGUCACUGCUCACACCAAAACCCCUUUUUACUUUUGGUGCGUUGGGAUGUGGGUAAUGGAAGGACAGCACCAAAUGCUACAUAGAAUGUCAUCUACAAACUGAAUAAAGAUGCAGCAUAUUUCCUCUCAAUAAGAGGGUUUGGGGGAACCUGCAAAACAAUUCCCGAAAUGGUCACAUUCUGUGAAGAGAAUAUAUUCCUUCUGAUGAUAUUAUUAUUUUUUUUUUUUUUUUUCAUUCUUGCACAAAAUCUCAUAAAGUGUGCCAUGAAAUUUGACUUUCAAAAAGUGAAUGCUCUUCAAGUGGAUGGUGUAGUAUGACAACCCACGAUACUCCAAUUGUUGCUUAGUCUCCUCACUAUUUCAACAUGAUUUGCAUAAUAGCCCUUAAUAUCUAUUGGGAUGAUACUCAAAUUUAGCUUCUGAAAGAACAGGGAGUAAUGUAUAAAGCAUCAGAUUCUAGCUAUGUAAUAAGGUGGUAGAAAGGAGUAGCCAUAAAAUUACUUUGCCUAAUAGGAAGAUUAACGCUGCAAGGUCACCCACAUAUUAACAAUUUAGUAUUACAUAAAGCUAGAAUCUUUUAUGAAAUACUCAUUAUGACUUUUGGAAUUUCAUCGAAAUUCCAACCCAGUCAAGAGAUAUACAGAGACAAAGUAGGCACUACUUUGUCUCUGUAUUUCUCCUCCACCUGACUUUCUUUGACACAAGAUGGAGUCUAAUAAUCAAUUUUCGCACCAGCUGUCAGCUGCAGGGAAUUGGCUGUAUGGAAUUGACCUCCAUACUUGUGCCAGAGUACAGCAGUUAUGAUGGUGCCAAAGAGGACCAAGAUGGCAGUACCUGUGAGGGACAAGUUCAGGUAAGUCAACUUACCUUUACUUGCUCCCCCAGCCAAUGGACCACCAGCGGCACGGUCACCACCGGGGGACUUUACGAAUUUGGCAAAGCCCCCAAAUGGUGACAGAGCCACUUUAAAGAAUUACUCCUAGCACUAUGACCACUUCAUUUUGCUGCACAUACAGAAUUAAUGAACUUUGCUGUUGGAGGAGUAACCAAGUAUGGUAGUAUGAAAAGCAGGCAUGGAAGAGAGUUGUGGGCUGGCUAAUGUUACAUUUGUGCAUGCAAGGUAGCCGUUCUUCAGCAUGCAUAGCAUGCUGGUGACAGACGAACAAUGGCUGCUUUGAUUGUUCUCUUGGAUGUCCCUCCCUCUGCAGUGAGGAGGACUAAGCUUCUGGGAGAACUUGUCCUCAGUGUGGUUUCUAAAUUUAGUGUACCCUUUAAAUAGACAUGGGUAGGUGUUACCAUACCAACAAGGCAUUGAAGCCUGCCCCUUUACACUUGAACACACUAUAACAUAUAGAGUUUAUUUAUUUUUAAAGGACUCUGCAAGCACUGUAAUCACUCAUAGCAAUGGUUAUGCUGCUGAUUAACUGUCCUUGACAGCUUAUAUUUUAUUACCCCACUUUCUUUGUAUAGGGAAUUUUUGCUUCCUCCUCAAACUAUCUAAACAAAUGGACAUGGCCAUAUGAGCACUUCUUUUACAGAUUUGAUGUGUACAUUUUCCAGGACAGCUCUGGCAGAAAGACUGACGUGCUUACACAUUCCAAAUGCUUAGAUGGCUUCAAUGGGGAAGUGAUGCUGGUAGUGUUCAAUGCAGGUGCCAAUGAUAAACAAAAAAAAUCUUACAGAUCGCAAGGAUAUGAAAGAUAAGAGUUUGGGUAUUGUUUCCCAGCACCAUAUCACCUACAGUACUCUUUUGUGGUUAUAACCUUUGGAUUGUCUUUUAAUAUACAUUUUCGUUUUGCAGUCCAGGUUUGAACGAUAGAUGUAGCAGUAAAAACUUGAAACCGUGUAUUUAGAAUUCCAAUCCAUCAACAUAUGGUCCUGUGGAAUACUACGACAUUUACAUGCACACUUAUACUAUAGCAGUAAGGUGCAUGAGCAAGUAUGUCAUGUUAAAGGUUCUGUUAGGGCACCAUAACAACCUAAUCAAAGUUCAGUUGUUAUGGUGCAAACCGGUCCCUGUUGAUUACUUACUUGUAGGAGUUAAACCGUUAACAACUGGUCCAACACCAAAGUUGGCUCUUCAGCGUUUUCAUUAACAUCCGGUUUCUGAAAUUCAGCUAGAGAAAGCAUGGUGGGCAGAGGCAUCUUUUAUUUUAAUUUUAUUUAUUAUAAAUUAAAUGCUUAUGGAUGGAAUAAAAUAUCUAAAGAUAGGUUCCUUCACCCUUCCCUGCUUAAUUGAACUUAUGUCUGCAGAUAACAUGAACUUUUUCAAAGCAAACUUGUUACAAAAUAAACAUAAAAAGUUCUGAAUAAAAAGUAAUCCAGUGGUUAUUCUGCAAAUCAGUGUACACACAUUGCCAUAGGUAGAGGAACCCUAUAAUGUUGGUGUUCUUAAAGUAAAUCUCCAAACAUAUAUGUGAUCUGGAGAUAGUUUAUGUCCAAUAAUUUCAUCAUUAUCUAAUGAUAUAUAGCAAAAUUUGUUCUGAUAUAACUGUUAAACUGAUCUGAAAACUGGUUGCACCGACUAGUGAUUUAAAUCAAAUCCACUCUGCUGCUAUAAAAUUUGUCGUCCGGUCAUUAAUUGCAUGAUUUAACAUUUUAUUUAGAAGUAGAAUAUUUAUGUGCAGCAGUUUGCUAUUCUUUGUACAGAUUUGUGGAGUUCAAGCCUUUACCUUAAAUGGGUUAACUUAAAUUAUCAGUAUAACGAUUUAACUUUUGCUUUUCUUACUCUGUUUUAACUGGCUGCAAUGAAACUAGACGCACUAAUAACUAGUCUUAUGGCAGGAUUGUCAUACAAAAUCGCAAGGUCUCUCAGAUCUUUCAUUGCCAGGAAAGAGCCAGAGACUUAAUUCGGUAAACGGUGUAAUAGAAAAAAAGGACCAUUAAACAACAUUAUCACCACAUCUCUUGAAUCUACACCUCUGAAUAACACAUUGAAGAUGACCAGAUGUGACACAAUUUCUGUGAAAUUACUGAAAUGGCUUGAUUGAAAAUAGGACAACUCUUCUUGCAUCAUAACCAAAACACUAAGUCCUAUUGAUUACUGUGCUUCCAGUCUCUUUAAUACCAAUGAAAAGGGGCCCCAUGUGUCUCAUAGUGGCCAUGAAUGGCUUAAGCCCCUAUUCAUUUCCACAUCCCAGAUGGUAGCAUGCAGUGGUUAAGGUGCAGUUUGCAUGGAUACCGUGGGUGAGGUGGUUAAAUGAAUUUGGCAGGUAUUUUCCUGGGCUUCCCUAAUGUGGUGUGCUGUGGGUAAUAAGUUAACCCCUUAAGGACACGACGGAAAUAUUCUGUCAUGAUUCCCUUUUAUUCCAGAAGUUGUGUCCUUAAGGGGUUAAUACUUCCAGAAGUCAAUACUACCCCAAAAAAAGCAGGAGCAGUGGUUAGUUCAAUGGAUGUCAGCUUGCUUGUCUGCCUCCUCUUCAUUGAUAUAUAACCUCUGCUGCAAAUGUAAAUGCCAAAAGGGUACCAAGCACACUGGCAAUAAUCUAUCCAAACCAAGGGACAUUACCAGGGCAUAUUCAACCAUUCUGACACAAAAUGAAAAAAAAAUCAUACCUACCUUUCCCUCUCUCCCUAAUUGUAAGUGGCCUCUAACUACCCUGUGUACUUGCAAAAUAAAAUAAUACCAAACUGAUAAACGAAGCACAAUAAUUUGUUUUGCCAGCUAGACAGGCAUGCUUUGUAUUGUAAAAUAGAUAAAAAUUCCUUAAUGCCACCUCCACUUUAAAAGGUCUAAAUGCAAAAAUGACAUCCUUCAAGCUCGAAGCUUAAAUGCAAAAAAUAUAUAUUGGCCUUAACGUACGAUUCACAUUCAUUCAUGGAUCAAUGUGACGUUAUUGGUAGAGGGGUAUUUAUUGUGUCUCUUGGUGUCUUGGCAUUAUUCUUGCAUUAUGCCUGAGUGGUGUACUGAAUCAGCUAAAGAGCGUUAGUGUUGGUUAAGCUAUAUUGAUUCAACUGUCUUUAUUUAUUUAUUUAUUUUAAGGAGUCUUUCUAAAUUACUUUUUUUUUUUUUUUCCUAAAUUCUUAAUUUCGAUGUUUACAAAGAUUUUCACCAUUUGAGUGCGUAAACUAAAGAACAUGGUUGGACUGGGUUGCGUAUACUCGGCAAGAAUGCAGUAGUGCUGCAUUGAUUGCUGUAAGGCCUUAUAUGUUAAAGACCUGUUAAGUUGCCACAAAAAUUUCCCUGUGUAAGACAAAGAUAUUCAAAAUAAAAAUGUUUUUAACAAAACAAGUGAAGAGAAAGGUGGUCACUCUCAGUUUAAUGUGGCACGUAAACUAAUUAAAUGAAACUUAUGCUUUUGAUUCUAGUUAAAGGAUGUCACCUCAAAAUUGUAAUAUAAUAAUGUUUUGAAUGAAACUUAAUCAAGUUUUUUGAAGUAAAUGUAAAAGAAGAAAUAGAAAAACUAAACUUUACCUUUUUGUAUAUGACAGGAUCCUUCAGCCAUGUACAUGCACCUUUGGUCAUACAGUGUUUGAAACCCAACUGUUAUGGUCUCUAUUACACCAUAGAGACUGUCGUUUUUCAAAUAAAUGCUGCCCAAUGGUCCAUGUAUAUGGCUUAAGGAUCCUGUCCUAUACUAAAGGUAUGGAUGAUUUAUUUUUUAUUUUUUUUAACAUAUAUUUAACAACAAAAAAGUGUGUGUAUAUAUUUAUUGAAUGCAACUUGAAGCAAGGAUUAUAUUGAAAGUUUGAGGAGACCGUUGUCCUUCAACAAAUUUGAAUUCUAGUUAAAUAACACUUUCAAAUUUCUCUUUUACAGAUAUUUUCUAACUUAUCCCUGAUCGAGCGCUGUCUGUCCGCAUCACUUGUCUGCAAAUAUUGGCGUGACCUGUGCUUAGACUUUCAGUUCUGGAGGCAGCUGGAUCUCAGUGGUCGGCAGCAGGUACUCAAGAUUAUAAUUGCAAAUUUAUCAGAUAUAGAAACGAAUCAAAGGGAAUAUGAGGACAAAUUAUCAAAGGACAGUCAUUUUGAAUUGUUUCUGUGA